AUGCCCAACAUACAUUUGAUAGACUCUGGUGCGAUAAUUUUUGAUAAUGGAUCUGGAGUCUGUAAAGCAGGUUUUUCUGGAGAGAAAAAACCCCUUCACACCCUCCGUUCUGUUGUGGGGUAUCAAGAACCAGGCUUUUGUUUGCCAAGAGACUACUGUUUGGGGGAUGACGCCUUGCGCAAGCAUAUAGCUGUUCGCCUGCACUACCCCAUUGAAUAUGGACUAGUCUUGGGCUGGGAUGGCAUGGAAAAGAUAUGGAGGGAAUUCUUUGAGUGCAAGCUUCAUGUGAUACCCAGUGAAUGGCCUGUGCUCAUGACUGAGCCCGCCUUGAACCCCAGGAGUAUUCGUCAGAAGAUAGCAGAGAUAAUGUUCGAGACCUUCAAUGUGCCUUCCUUCUAUCUGUCCAACCAGUCAGCUUUAUCACUUUAUGCCUCUUCCUGCCUCACAGGCCUGGUUGUAGAAAGUGGGUAUGGCAUCACUUGUACUGUCCCAGUCUUUGAGGGUUACCCUGUGCGCCAAGGUGUCACCAAGCUCUACAUAGCAGGGAGAGACCUUACAGAAUAUCUCGCCCAGCUCCUGCAAACCACUGGAUAUGCAAACUCCUACAUAGGUGACAGGGGUGUGGUGUGUGACAUCAAAGAGAAGCUGUGCUAUGUGGCCUUUGAUAGAGAGAAGGAGAUGAAGAAGAAGCGUGAAGAAGUCCAGAAAGGAUACAGUUUGCCAGAUGGGUCUGUUAUCUACAUUGGUGAUCACCUGUACCAGGUUCCUGAAGUUCUAUUUGAACCUCGCCUACUAGGUCUUGACAACCCUGGAAUCUCAAAAAUGGUGGCCACCAGCAUCUUUAAGUGUGACUUUAGAAUGCAAAGGAAACUUUUUGCAAAGAUUAUGCUGACAGGAGGAAACACCAUGUUCCCUGGAAUGGAGGAACGCCUCUUGAAAGAGCUGGAACAGUUGUCUUUUAAAGGGGCCCCCAUCAAGAUCAUGGCUUCUCCUGACAGGAUUUUCUCUGGGUGGACUGGUGCAUCCAUAAUGACUUCUCUAAGCACAUUCAAGAGGAGGUGGGUCACCUCUGCUGAAUUCAAAGACUUUGGACCAUCUAUAGUGCAGAGAAAAUGCUUAUAG
Molecule: messenger RNA, 1122 nt
Organism: Elephantulus edwardii (Cape elephant shrew)
Lineage: Eukaryota; Metazoa; Chordata; Mammalia; Macroscelidea; Macroscelididae
Product: actin-related protein T1-like
Exons: 1
Coding region: 1-1122 (373 amino acids)
Biological process (GO): regulation of DNA-templated transcription
Cellular component (GO): nucleus
Molecular function (GO): chromatin binding
Source: RefSeq, a predicted model, not a curated record